AAGUAGUGGGUUAUUGGAUUUGGGUCGAAUUAUUUUGGUUGGGUCUGUAGUUUCCAAUCAUCUAAAAGGUACAUUUCCAUCGCUUUUGAUUUUUUAAAAAAUGGUAAAUAAAAUUACAAAGAAGACGGUGGCAUUCUAGCAUUUUUUUCCGGAGAAAGUGGCUUUCUAGCCAUUGUUUCAUCUUCAUCAGAGAUCAACCCAACUUCACUCAAUGCUGAUGAUGCAGUCUCAGCUCUUAAAAAGCAUAAAUCAAAGUGAAAGAAACCAUUACCACCGUGGGUCGUUCGAUUGCAACUAAAUAAUGUGAAUCAUUUCCAGUUCAACAAUGGAAGGUCUUCGAGAAUCUGAGCAUCUCUUCGUCAAUAAGGACCUCGUCGAUGAUUAUGUCGAAAUUUCCGGUAAAGAUGAUACAUCAGAAAGUUCCAAUGUCAAAAGGAAAGUUGAAAGUCUCUUCUGUGUUAUGAGAAAGAGAACUUGUAGGCACAACUCUGUCGAUGAUGAUGAUAUGUUUCCGGAUUUAGAUAAUAAUGCAGAGAAAGGUGAUGGUGAUGAGGAUAUACGAAAUUGUCUGAGACCUGAAAGUGACUUCUGGUUUGAAAAUCUUACGGAUAGUCCUUAUGAUCCAUUGGAUGAAGGUACCAUUGUAGACGACAGUGGCAGUGACACAAACAUAUCUGAAUCUUCAGAAUUUGAUGUUAUAUCGGAACAUGUUCUAGAAGAAAAUGAUUUGGUAACGGGAUCGAAAUCUUUGGCUAUAUGGUCCAGUGAGGAUAAGGGAGCUCUGGUUAGUAAAUGGUCUUUAGAAACUCGGAAUUCUAUCUUGUUGUUAUCUCCUGAUGAGCAUGGUGUAAGGUCUAAAGAAGAUGAGGUGUUAUCAUCUGUUUCUGCAUCCACAAAGAAAUUACAGCAUAUCAUUGAUCCCCAAAUUAUCUCUGGACAUAGUAAUGACAUCUCUCUCUUCCAUAUAGAACGGAAAAAAGAUCGAAUAUUCUGCAUCACUGGGCAUUGUGAAGAUAUAUUGAGGUGCAGUGUCAACAAAGAAGAUUCAGAAAUCCCAUGCAAUUUUGAUAUCUUCAAGAAUGAUGGCGACAAAUCAUCUGCAAAUGAAGUUAGAUGUGGAGAUGUCAUCAACAUGCAGGGGUCUAUGGAGAUAAUGUGCAUUAAUGAUGAGCUUACACUGUGGAAUAAAGACAAUGAACCAAUACCGAUCAGCAUUGUUCCUCCUGAUGGUUGGGAAAGCGUAUUGCUAGAAACAUGUUCACUUCAUCAGAUAGACAGAUGUAUAAAUGAAUACAAUGUUCGUGAUGAUAACAUUGGCCUUGAAAUAUCUCCAAUACCUUUAACAAAAACUCUGGAAAGACCUAGUAGGCCAUUGUCAGUUUGUGGCUCUAUAGCUGCAGUCAGAAACUUACCUCUAAUGGAAGAUAGCUCAGGUGCUUGUAGUUCUUUGGAUGAACAAGUAUAUGCAAAUGCUAAUAGCUCUGAGGACAGGGACGCAGAACUUGCUCAAACCCCAUCAACUCUAUAUCAGGAAGAAGUGGAUGGAGAAGAUGAGAUUGACAUUGAUGCAAUGAUCCGCAAAUUGAAUCUAGUCCCAGAUGAUUCAGAUUCAUGCUUCAACAGGGAAGAAUGGAACAUAUAUAAGCACCCAAGACACGCCUUAAUUGGAUUGGAACACUGCACAAGAACUUCAUUGCAAAGAGCAAAUAUGUUUCAUGGGGCAAUUGCCAUCCUGCAUUGUCGUGAUUCAAAGCAUUUUGUCAGAAAACGCGAGGUAAUUAUUGGGAGAUCAUCUGAUGGCCUGAAUGUUGACAUUGACUUGAGUAAAUAUAAUUAUGGGAGUAAGAUAUCUCGGCGUCAGGCAUUGGUUAAGCUAGAGAACAACGAAUCAUUCUCUCUAAAGAACCUUGGAAAGCGACAUAUUCUUGUAAAUGGAGAAAAACUCGAUACAGGACAGAUUGCAACCCUCACAUCGUGUAGUUCAAUCGAUAUUAGAGGAGUAACCUUUGUGUUCAAGAUUAACAAAGAAGCCGUGAGACAAUUCUUGAAGAACAACACACGAAGAAAGACCGAGGAAGACACCAAAUUCAGAUGGUGCGAAUAGAUUCUGUUAAAUUCUCUUUUGCUCUACCACUCUCUGCAUAGUCUUAAUGACCCAUCCACAUGAUUUAAAUGUCCAACCUGACUUAGGGUUAGGAGUUUAGACACCUAAUGCCAAUGAAUGAAUGAUCCCAUCAUAUCUGUGUUAAUGCCUUGAAGAAUAAACUUUGUAUAGAGUUUCCCAAGUGAGAACUUCAAUUAACAUUUCGUACAUUUUGACCAAUCUCUAUUAGGAAGAUUUGUUCUGUAACU
Messenger RNA from Arabidopsis lyrata subsp. lyrata, 2352 nucleotides. RefSeq lists its product as uncharacterized. The transcript has 7 exons. Gene Ontology annotation, cellular component: MLL1 complex; Ino80 complex; NSL complex. Lineage: Eukaryota; Viridiplantae; Streptophyta; Magnoliopsida; Brassicales; Brassicaceae. Bases 326 to 2104 code for a protein of 592 amino acids. Gene Ontology annotation, molecular function: G-quadruplex RNA binding; protein binding. Gene Ontology annotation, biological process: positive regulation of transcription by RNA polymerase II. The record is from RefSeq and is a predicted model, not a curated record.